UUCGCCGAAUGGUCGAAAAUAAUAAUAAUGGAUAAAAACAUCACAUGUUUAUAAAUUUAAUUUUUAGAGAGAGAAAGAAAAAUUGAUUUUAAAUUUUAACCUAAAGUGAUUUAAGAGGAGCAGUAUUUUAUUAUAUUGAAUUAUUAAAUGAUAACAAUCUAAUAUGUCAGCAAUAUAUCGCAUGAUAAAAUUAUUUGGAAGAAAUACUUUGUUACAGGAAAGUAAAAGAAAUUUUUCCCUCUCAAGCAUAACUAGGAUUAAAGAAAUUGUCGAAAAAAAGGAAGAAAAAGUUCUCACUAUUGAGGGUAAAAUUGUCCUCGACAGCAAAGAUCAUUUACUUUUGAAAACGAAUGAAAACGGUGCCUGCCCUAUUUGUUCUGCUGGUUUAGAUGUCAAACAUACAGAUGUGUUGAUUCUAAGCCAAUUUGUACGCUCUGAUGGUUGUAUGUUACCACAGAGAAUUACUGGUUUGUGCAAAGUGCAGCAAGUCAGAAUGAGCAAACUGGUUGCUAUGGCUCAUAAAGCAGGUUUAAUGCCUAAUUUGAAACCAAGGAGUGAUCUUAAAAGAGAGCCUUGGGAAAGACCAAAGUGGAAAAAAUAUAAUACAUAUUUCGAUGAGAAAACAAUCAAGAGUAGAUAUAGAAUAUAAUUAGAAUUUUAGUAGAACUUUGUAAAAUUGAACAUAAUACUUCAGAAAAUAUAAAAUUUUAUAUCUUAAAAA
This is a messenger RNA of Leptopilina boulardi, 721 nucleotides long. RefSeq names its product 28S ribosomal protein S18a, mitochondrial (gene mRpS18A). Gene Ontology annotation, biological process: mitochondrial translation. The record is from RefSeq and is a predicted model, not a curated record. The transcript has 4 exons. Gene Ontology annotation, cellular component: ribosome; mitochondrial small ribosomal subunit. Gene Ontology annotation, molecular function: structural constituent of ribosome; small ribosomal subunit rRNA binding. Bases 164 to 649 code for a protein of 161 amino acids. Lineage: Eukaryota; Metazoa; Arthropoda; Insecta; Hymenoptera; Figitidae.